AUGACGGCAUUCGCUCAGGAGGAGCAAAGAAAGACGGGCGGUACGGAUCUCAGGCAUGUGUCUGACGGGCUGCUGCGACAGCUGCCUGACUGGGAGGAGGUUCCCUGGGCCCCCGUCAGGUCUCAAGAGCAGACCAGGCGGGGGGGAAGCCUCAGGUUGGGCGUACGACAUCCAAGCCUAAACGCCCGCGUCUGGCAGGAGGUCAGCCUGGAAGGGCCCACGCCGGGCGUUGGCGACGGUUACGGCGAUGGCGCUGUACAGGGAAGCGGAUCUCCAUCGCCCCGCAAGGACCGCGGCCCACUCACCAGCCGGGGCACCGGCGUUGAUGUUCACUCAGACUGGCACCUUGGCGCUCCGGCUGCUCCGGCGCUGGCGGCCGCCGCACCCGGCGGCUUUACGCCCGACCCCGGGCAUCGGAAUAGCCGGGGCCGUCUGCCAUAUGCGGUUACUGAGACCGUUGGAGGCCUAGACGACGAGCGCGCCGAGGACAUUCUAUCUUCUGAUGGGAAGGUGGAUACCGCGGCGCUGAUGGCGGCGGUGGUACGGGCGCUUGCAGCGCAGGAUGGGUCGGCGGCGCUGCCUCCGACGGUGUACGGCGCUAUGCUGCAGCGCGGCAGCCACCAUACGCAGCAUUGGCAGCCCCACGAGGACUGGCCGAUGGACAGUUCACACGCCGCGGCGGCUGACGACCGGCCAUUAUUGCAUCUGGGCAAGCCACGCAUCCCGGGUUCGAACCUCAUGUCGCUCAUGAUGUCGCAAAAGCCGCCGUCAAUGCAGUUGCAGCAGCAGGCUCAGAAGACAACACCAGCUCAGCAGGCAGCCCGUUCACACUCACAGCUACAGCAGGCAAUGCAGUUGCAGCUACAUCCGCUUCCUCCCGAGGAAGUCGAUUGUCCCGUGGGGUUGUUUCACAGCGACUCCAUACGCGGUGUCAGUGGCAAGCGCACUGCGGAGGCAUCGGUAAGGGGGACGGCAUCAAGCCCCCAGCUGCGCCUCUGGCCCGGGGGCCCCGCGGCUGCAUCUGCGACGCCGAAGAAUGCACACCUGCGGGCAGACGCCGUCAAGCUCGGCUGGCAGCAGCAACAGCAGCAGCAGCAGCAUUAUCCGAGGUCAGCGGUUGAUAGGCAGUUGGAAGGGCUACGUCUUGGCCCGUGUAACAUGACGGCGGCGCCGGCGCUGCCGUACACAGCCUUCGAGGAACCGUCUGUUCGGCGAGGAGCUCAGAUACCGCCGCCACCGCCGCUGGCAUUGCGCGCGGCGGCGGCGGCGGCGCCGUCGUCAUCACCUGAAGCUGAGCCGACGGGGGUUCGUCCUCUGACCGCGGCGUUACUCAUCCCGCGCGCCUUUGUGUCUCGGAGUAUUCCCGACGCGCGGCCCGGAGACCAGAUCCCCGCCGUACUCACGGUCGACGACGGCAGCCGCGGAGUCGAGUGUGCUCGCCGCGGCGCUGGCGGUGUCAGCGCUACGGAGGCAGCCGCGGAUGCGGCCGCGGCGUCGGGGCACUACCCUGGCGCGUUGGUGGUACAGCACGACGGUAGCGGUGUACUGGCGGACCCGCUCAUUUCCGAGGCCAUAGCCGCCUACCAGGGCUGGACGACGGUGGGCUGGCGUUUGGAGCCCCUGGAUAAGAUGAGCCUUGGCGAAGUAUACUGGGUGGAAUGGAAGGUGCGGAAGGUGGCGCCGCCGCCGCCGUUGCAGCAGCUGCAGGAGGAGCAGUGGGUAGAGGAGCACGUGCGCAGCGUGCGGGGCCUGAGGCCGGCCGAUGACGACGUUGCGGUGCGUGCGCCGGAAGCUCCGGGCCCUGAGGCCGAAGAGACCUUGCUGGAAGCGCUUGCGGCUCUGGCGCGACAGCAGAGGGCCCUUCAACAGCAGCUCUCCAGGAUGCAGACGGCGCGGCGUGCUGCACAGCAUUAUCAUCAGCGGCAGGAGUUGGAAGAGGAGGAGCGCUUGCUUUGGCAGCAACAGCAGCAGAGGCAGAUGCAACAGCCGAUGAAUUGGGAGGAGGCGGAGGAGGAGGCGGCACACUCGGUGGAGGUUGGGGCAGAGGAGAAGCGGAUGCAGGCGCAAGAGCAGGCCGCCGUGCUGAAGUCUCUUCGGCAGCGACAACAUGAGUCACGAGGGCAUACGGUGCUGAUCUCGCAGCAGCCGCAGGAACAACAACAACGACAACACCACCAAGAAGAAGGGCAGGAACGACGAUCCAGCGUGGCAACUUCGUUCCAACAGCUUAAUCCCACGCGCGCAAGGCCGGGCAAGACCUUGGCGCUGACGGCCUCCGACUUCGCCGACGACAAGGUCGACGUCGGCACCACGGGUGCGGGGCUGUACGGCGCAGGCUUUGAGACGUACGACGCCGAGGACAUGCCGCGGGUUCCCGGCGCUGCCCAUUCCGCCGGACCGCGCAGCAAAGGCCGUCGAAGAGGGCCCUCACUCCCAAGACAAGAGGGGACUGCUACCGAGGCCCCUACCUUCGCUUCCCGGACGACUAGGAUUGAAGAACGUUAUGUGGUCUCCCCCCAGGACCCCCUGCUGCCGCCGUCACCAACCCAACUGGCAAACCAGGUCCAGCCCCGCCAGCAGCAGCAGCAACUGCUGCAGCUGAAAGCGGAGGUAGGGGAAGACAGACCUCUUGACCGGCUGCUGGAUGCCUCACCAGCACCCUCAUCGACGACAGCCUCCCGCCCUUCUCCGGAGCAGGAGGAGGAGGAGCCCUCACCCGCCCUAUCCCCGUCGUUGGAGGAAUGCGCCAAGGCGCGUAUGCCGCAGCAGCCCAGUCAUGCACUGCCUGCUGCCAUCAUGGCUAUUGCCACGACCACCGCCGCCAAAGCAGAACAGUCCUCGCCGUCGCACCCACCUGGCGAGGAUGGCAACGGCGCUACAGCAGGAGAGGAGAUCGGUGCUAAUGCUGCUGCUGCUGCGGCGGCGGCGGCGGCAUCCGCAGCUUGCAAAGACCAGGACGCUGGGGCGGCGCUUCGUAGCCAUGCGCAGGAAGGGGGAAAUGCGGACGUCGUCGCGCCGGCAGCUGGGGCAGCUGGGGCGGGAGCUCCCACUACCACCACCACUACCAGCAGCGCUGCGGCCGCUGGCGGCGGCAGCGGCGGCGUAGACCUGGCUGCAUCUGACCCUGUGGUCGCUCGCUCCGCUCCCCGCCAAAUGAGCCGCUACUUGACGUCCGGGGAGAUCCGCACGCUGUUUACGGAGCGCGACAGCAGGGUGCUGUGCAACCCGCCUUGUGGGCUGCUGCUGCUGAUGCAGAUGUUCUUGGAUGGUCAGGCGCUGGGGCCGCCGCAGGAGGCGCAGCUGUGCAGGUACAACAGCAGCUCGCCUCGCUACCUCACCAGCGUACCUGCUCAAGAGCUCACCUCGCCGCCCAUACCAUGGAAGCGCCUGGCGGACACCACCAUUCACUUCCGCCGCUGCCGCUCCGGACUACUACAGCUGUGGGCCACGCGGGGGCGGCCGUACGGCGGCAGUAGCGGCAGUGUCCGCGGUGGCCUUGGCGAUGCGGAUGAAGGCGUACUACAGCUCACUGCCAAGGACGCCGCAGCGAUGCCCAAGCUCGCGUCGUUCAAGCCAGCGGGGCUCCGCCGCGCCGCGUGGCUUGCCGCCAGCGGCGGGCCCAGCGGCGGCGGCUGUGCCGCCGCCGCCAGCGAUGGAUGCGACGGCGAUGGGGACGGUCAGGACGGCUGCGGUGAUGAAGGCCACGUCGAUGCGGCGGCAGAGCUGGCGCAACCACCGCCGCAGCGCUGGGGCUCCGCUGUUGCGGAUGCGACCCAUGGGUCGGGACUCCACUCACCUACGAUCGGGACUGAGAGCAUCGGAGCCGGGCGCUCCACCGACACCGCGGCGGAGCCGAAUUGCUCACGGUUUGCCGGCGGCGCUGUUACGAGCCGCGGCGGAAGCGGUAAUGUCGCAGUAGCAGUGGUACUGGCGGAAGCAGCAGCGCACGCGACAGAUCCGAGGGGCUUCCGGGGGCCUCUCCCGAACACGGCCAACGCGGACUCCCAAGACCAGGCCGUUGCCUUGGAUUCCCUGCCCGGCUUGAACAUUAACAACCUCCCCAACAGUCUUAACGAGCUCAACUGGGUUGGCCCGAACUAUGAAACUCUGCCCGGCGAGCUGCGCGCCGUCGACCGUGGCGGCGGCGGCGCCGCCGCGGCCGCGGAGCGGCAGCGUGGCAGCGGCGGCGGGAAUGGUAGCGAGGAGCGCGCGGCGGCGACUGAGGCGCCGUACUGUAUGGAUGUGCUGGUGGCAUGCCCUCCUCGAUCAUUGUCUCGCUACGUGACGAAGGCGGAGUUGGAGUUACUGGUGGGGCCGGAGGUGUACGACCAGCUAUGUAGCGGCAACAAGCUGGCCGGUGUGCGUGUCAUGUUCGAGGUCAACGGGCGGCGUCUCCCAGAGGUAUUCGUUGCGGACAUUGAGCGUUACAACGCCAGCUCGCCCUUCUACCUGAAGGCCUCCAGCGGUCGGGGAGUGGACGGACUGCCCUGGCGCAGUGUGCCCCCCAACGCGACAGUGCAGUGGAGGAGGAUGGCGGACAACACGCUGGUGCUGGCGCAGGUCUCAAAUCCGGCGGGCAUAGCCCGUCGGGACAGCAACGGCAGGGAUGUCGUACCAUCGCGUGCCGGCAGCUACCAGCAGCACCGUGACGCUGUACGGCACGGUGGUGCCAGGCGGCGCGGCGGCGGCGGCGGCGGCGAGCGCAGCUACCGCAGCAAGUGGUCCCUAGAGGAGGACACGUGUACGGAGGACGAUACCUCGGACUUUAAGUACGGCAGCGGACACUCGGACACUGAUACGCCGGCAGCUCGGAACAAGCGGCGGCGACCGCGGCGGCGCAGUCCAGCAGUAGCAGCAGCAGCACCACCACCACCACCACCACCAUCAGCAGCGUCGUGGGGCAACCCGCAGGUCGAUGGCGCCGACAAGCCUACUUCGUGUCACAUGACGUUGGAGGCGCUGGCGGGGGUCGCGGGUCAAGCGCUACUGGAGGAGAGGGCAGCGGCGGCAGAGGCGGCGGUGGGGAAAGGCGCAGUGGGGGCUCGGAGGCAGAAGCGCACCCGUACCGCCUUCGAGCAGCAGUUCGGCGGACCGGAUGACGUGCAGCGCCGACAGGACACCGCGCAUGGGAACAGCGCCACCGCUGGUGGCAUUGCCGGCCGUACGUUUGCACAGCCGCCGCCGCUGGCGGCGGCGGCCGCCGCUGGAGGCAGCCUGGGGGUGCUCGUGUGUCCUUCGCCACCACACCACCACCAGCACGGCACCGGGGCAAUGGGCUCCAGCUCCUUCAUUUCCCGCAUCGUCGCCACCAAUUUGUACAUCGGCCGUCGGCAGCUGCAGGCGUUGUACGGCCCCGGAUUCAAAUCGGAUACCAAAUCGGAUAUGCAGCUGUCGCUCAACGGCACGCUCAUGUCCGAGAUGUACCACGUGCAGUGGAAGGAGGGCUGCCACAAGGGCUCCUUCUACCCCAAAGGAGCGCCGCUGGGCCAGCUUCGAGGUCGCUUCCUGCAGGGCAUCUAUUGGCUGGACGAGCCAGGCAACCUGCUGGUGGCGGUAGCGUGGGACCAGCCGCCGGCCGACUGGUCCAUGCGACGCGGGAGGAUGGCAACCACGGAGAAUUUCGGAGCCGCCGCCGCCGCCGCCGCCGCCGCCGGCUCCGGUCCCGGUCCCGGCAAGCCGCGCCGCUGGCUGUGGCAACGUGAGGCGGAGCGGGUGGGAAAGGCCUCCGUAGACGCCACAGCCCGGGAGGCGGCGCCUGCGCGUCCUACUUUUGGCGGGCCCGCCAGUUUGGAUUUUGGCCAGCUGCAAUGCACCACUGGCGACCGCAGCGGCGACGCUGAGCGAGGCAGCGCAGAUACCAAAGUCGGGGGAUGUACAUCCCUGGCAAUGACUGCCCAUCCCAUAAAUGUGGAGGAUGUGGGAGACCAGAUGCGUAGUUGCCGUCCGGACGUAGAGACUGAUGCUGAUGUGCCGGCGGCGGCGGCGGCGGCGGCGGCAGGGCCUGGAGCGGUAGAGCAGGUCCGGUCAGGCUCUGAAGCUGCGGGAGGGCCCGGCGUGGCGCCUGGAACUGCCGGGGCCUCCGCCCUGUGUGACGGCAGCCUCCUCCGCCUCCUCCGAGCUGCACGGUGCGAGCCCGGAUCCGCCGCGGACGGGGCCUUGGAUGACGCGAGUGCGGAGAGGAGGCCUGAGGCGCGCUCCCACUUGGGGCCCGGUGCCCUCCCUGCAGCUGAGGAGGAUCGCAGCCAGGAGAAGCUGUCGAAGAUCGGCCGUGACAGCGGUGACGAAAUGGUGGGGGUUGUAAGCCGGGCCGACGAAGACUCCCUAAAUUUGGCACAGCACCAGCACCAGCACCAGCACCAGCAGAAGGACUUGCCCGCUCAGCACGCCGGCGCUGCACGCGACUAUACUCUGGACAGGCUUGGAAGCGGGGCAGAGGUUGCGGCCCAACCGCAGGUCGCAGAGUCGGCUCCGGCGCCGACGGCAGCGGCGUCUACCGAUGGCGGUGGUGUAGUGGCAGAUGACGGUGCCGCUACCGCACCGCCGUACAACGCCAACAGGGCCAACAGCGGCGUCGGCGCCAAGCGGUGUCGAGAGGAUCCGGCAGCUCCCGCGAGCUCUUCCUCCGUUAGUCCGCCGGCACCGGAGAAGGAUGAUGAGCGCGAGGACGCGGAGACCUGGGCCGCAAAGAAGUCGCGUGGAGUGGUCCCGGAGGCCACCGUCUGGGGAUUUGAACACCAACAGCCGCGAGAAAGUCCUGGCGACAGGUUGCCGCUAAGCAUCAAACAAACGGUACCGUUGCCCCAUCAGCAGCAGCAGCCGCAGCAGCCGCAGCGGCAGCUCAACCUCCGCGGCGGAGUUGAUCAGGGCGUGUGUACGGCAUCGGCUGAUGCUGCCGGCGGCUGCCGUGGCUGGAAGAAACCCUGGCUCAGGCGCCGUAUUGCUGCAGCCGCUGCCGCCACGGCGGCUACUACUUCCGACAGUGGCGGCAACGGCGGCUGCGGUGACGCGGGCUUCUGCAGCCAGGGGACGUCCUGCGGGGGUUGCAGCACAGACGACUGCCCAGGCGUCCAUCUGGGGCAGGUGUUGACAGCGCAGUCCCAUCCCGGGCACUGCAGCGGCGAGAUAGCGGCUGUAGCACACGGCCAAAGUGGAACCGAAACGACUGGGCGACUGCCCGGCAUGUCGGUGCUACAGCUGGCGUGUAAUGGUGGAGUGCAAGGCGGCGGCGGCGGCGGCAGCUGCGGUCUGGACUCUGAAGGAGCCUGCCAACAGCGGGACGUGGAGCCACGUGGCAAGGACGAGCAGUACGAGGUGAGGGCCGCUGGGUUUGAGGAGGUCGUAGGACACCUUCAACCGGGGGCAUCGCCGGCGGCGCUGGUCAUGGCAGUGUGUCAGUCGCAGCGUCGGGAGCUGCGUGGCGCCGGUGACGGCGACAAUGCCGCAGCUGCAGAGGCCGCGGUCGCGAUCGCUGGCGGCGACUGCGGCGGAGACAGUGACGGUGCUGCUGCGGGAGAAGCCGCCGCCGCCGUCAACACCUCCGGUGAACUGGACGCCGCCGUCGCCGCCGAAGCCACUGACGAGCUGGUAAUUCGUACGAUACCUUGGAUCAGCAUGCACUUGGCUCACAAGUGGUACCCCGAUGCCGUCUUCUCCUCGGAGCAGCCGCCAUAUCAUGUACAGGUCGCGAUUGAACUGGACGGUCAGCUGCGGCAGGAGAGGUUCCCGGCGCAGCUCAAGUCCUACCCCUUCAACAAUUCCGUGUUCCUGCCCGGGCUGCCAAUGAAGGUGGUCAAGGGCCUUAUCCGGACCGGCUGGCGCAAGCUGCACGACCAGACGUUGGUGCUCAUGGUGCGCAGCCCCUCAGACCAGGAGGCGCAGAAGGAGGCACUUGCUAGCGGAGGGCAGGAUGCCCACCGGGACACAACAUGA
Messenger RNA from Volvox carteri f. nagariensis, 7929 nucleotides. RefSeq lists its product as uncharacterized. NCBI's taxonomy places the organism in Eukaryota, Viridiplantae, Chlorophyta, Chlorophyceae, Chlamydomonadales, Volvocaceae. Bases 1 to 7929 code for a protein of 2642 amino acids. The record is from RefSeq and is a predicted model, not a curated record. The transcript is spliced from 12 exons.